AUGUGCUCAUCUCCCGUUAAGAUUCGCAGCUCGUGUCAGGGAAGUGUGGCUAUUUCGAGUGCAGGGGAGCCCGUGGCCCGUGAAGGGCGCCACCGCUCCGCCGGCGGCGGGCGGUUUAAUUUUAUAACGCGCGGGAAACCAGUGGAGCGCGUAUAUAGGCCGCCUGGACCCCGCCGCCCCACGGUCCGGCGCGCAAAGUACGGUUCACACCGAGCGCCGACGUUUACCGUUCGGUCUGAACGGUGGCUAACAUCGCGCGGGCCCAGCUUUUAUGGGGAAGUGGGGCGCGGAGUAGCCGCUGAAAUUGGGCCGUGCCGGUCGCGCGGUCCUUUCGCUUUCGGCGCGCGCUGCGCAACGGCGCAAGGUCGCGGGCCGUUCAACUCGGAUGCGGCGGCCGGUUGCGACACGCCGAUAUGUAAUUGUAGAGGAGCCGCCCGUUUGGCAGCGGCGCGGCGGCGGCGGCAAGUGGGUCGCGGGUUGCGCAAGCGGCGCGACAGAUGGCGCGCACCGUCUUCCUUGUACGGCCCACAGAUGAUAUCGGACCGAAAAUCGCCGGGAUCGUACGGUACGCGACGACGAAACGCGGAAAGUACAGCCAAAUGGAUGGAUGUCGUUUUAAAGCGGAGAUAUGCGACUGGGGAGUGUGGUCUCGAAGGCAGG
Iphiclides podalirius (scarce swallowtail) is the source of this 660-nucleotide messenger RNA. The record is from the annotation of a GenBank genome assembly. Lineage: Eukaryota; Metazoa; Arthropoda; Insecta; Lepidoptera; Papilionidae.